AUGCUUUCCGUAGACUGCUCUGCCAUCGAACGAUUCUGCACAAACACCCUCGACAUCACCGCCACCCCUCUCUCCCUCAUCCUCGGUGUCACCCUCCUCAUCCACACCAUCGGACCCUCCGCCCUCUCGGGUCUGCUCGUCCUCUUUUUCGCCGGCCCGCUCAAAGUGUACAUGUUUCAGAGGAUCUCGAGGUUGAAGAAGGAACAGAGCGGGAUUGUGGAUCGGAGAGUCAAAGUAUUGGGGGAGGUGCUGGGUAGGAUGAAGGCGGUCAAGAUGUACGGCUGGGAGUCGAUAUGGGAGAGAAAGGUCGAGGGGAUGAGGAAGGAGGAGUUGGAUAGGUUGAGGGCGAAUAGUUGGGGGAAGGCGGGGCUGAGCAUGUUUAUGGGGUUUGUACCCACAUUGGCGGCUAUCAUGACGUUUGUAACAUACUCUCUGAGUGGGCACGAGCUCGAUGCGGGGAUAGUCUUUGCGGCACUGCAAUACUUUAACGUACUGAGGGCGCCUAUCACUCUUCUGCCGCAAUCCUUGUCAGCUUUGAGCGAAGCCAAGGUUGCUGUGGAAAGAUUAUCGAAAUUGUUCGAGGCAGAAGAACAUGAGGGAGAUAUCGAGAUUGAUCCAGCUUCGCCAUACGGAUUGGUUGUAGAGGACGCCGAGUUCCAAUGCGACUCUUCAGCGCCUCAGGCGUCCCCAUCCCACAGACGCCAUGGCCAUGUACAAGAAGCCGUGCCCUCACCAACAGCUGCCAGCGAUGUCAUCGCAAGAGAUAAGUCUUUCACCCUCAAAGACAUCGACUUGCGUAUACCUCGAGGAUGCCUGGUCUGUAUAUUGGGCCCUAUAGGGGCGGGGAAAAGCGCUCUUCUGAAGGGACUUAUCAAGGAGAUGAAAAUGACUAAGGGUGACGUUGUGUUUGGCGGGACGGUCAGCUACGUGCCCCAACACGACUGGGUUCAAUCUGGUACCAUACGCGAUAUUAUCACGUUCUCUUGUUCGCCCGAAGACAUUGACGACAAGCGUUUGGAAGAAGUUAUUAACGCUUGUGCUUUAAGAAGUGAUCUAGCUAUGAUGCCUCAAGGAGUUCUGACGUACAUCGGCGAAAGAGGCGUGACCCUCUCUGGCGGGCAGCGGCAGCGUCUUUGUAUUGCGCGCGCAACAUACGCCCAGACAUCUGUCGUACUCCUCGACGACCCAUUAUCCGCUGUCGAUGCCCAUGUCAGCGAGCAUCUUGUUCAACAUUGCAUCCUGGGUACACUGGCCGACCGCACGAGGCUACUCGUAACUCAUUCACUGGAGGUUUUGCCCUAUGCCGAUAUGGUGCUCGUCAUGAACCAAGGUGAGGAUGGAUCUGGGCGGAUCUUUCAGCAGGGAAGUUACGAGGAGCUUUUGAACCAACCCGGGGCUUUUCAGAACCUGAUCAGCCGAUUCGGCUCCGCCGUCAACUCCCGCGCCCAAACGCCAGUAGACCGGAAAGCCUCGAUGGUCCCUACCCCGAAGCAGAUUGAAGAAGCUCUUCUGAAGGAUGAUCAAGGCAUUGAACACCAAGCAACACCAGAAAACCCCAAACUCGUACUGGAGGAAGAGAAAGCCCAGGGAUUUAUCGGCUGGGAAGUCUAUCGCAGAUAUGCCCAAGCCAUCAGGCCUUGGCCUUUUCCUUUACUUAUCUUAGCUUUUCUCCUUCUAUCCCAAGCGGCGACAGUCUACAAUACGGUGUUCUUGGGGUUUUGGUCUGAGGACAAGUAUGACGGCCUCACACAAGGCAGGUAUAUGAGCAUCUAUGGCGGGCUUGGAGCUAUGAUGGCUCUGUUUUCUCUUGGUGCCAUUUUCACCACCUUGCUCGCUGGGAUAGGCGCUUCAUACACUUUGUUCAAUCGAGCUUGGAGUGGUGUCAUUAGAAGCUCUAGUUCUUGGCAUGAUCGCACACCAACUGGUCGCAUCAUCAACCGUCUCAGCAAAGACACUGAAAACAUUGACGACCGUCUCUCAGACGUAUGGUAUCUGGUCGCAAGUGCUGCUCUUAGUAUUGCGGGGACGUUUGGUCUGAUACUCUACGUCUAUCCGUGGAUUGCUUUGUUGUUCAUCCCUGUCCUACUUUUCAAUUAUCUAGCUUUUUCAUACUACAGGGUGACAACUCGCGAUCUCGUGCGAUUGGCAUCCACAGCGAGGAGUCACGUAUAUUCCAAUUUCGGAGAACAGCUCUCUGGAUCGUCCGUUAUCAGAGCUUUCCGCCAACAAGAGAACUUCGAAUUGAGACUUGGGGAAUCGAUAGACACCGAGCUUGCAACUGUCAUGUGUGGGAACUUCGCCCAGGGUCGCUGGACAGGCAUCCGCAUAAGUUUCGUGAGCUAUCUCUUGAUUCUGUCCGUGGCCGUGUUCGGCGUCAUGUUCAGACACACGGUACCCCCGUCUAGAUUUGGUGUGGUUCUGACUUACGUGAUCGCUACAGCAUCCACUCUUACAAGUAUCAUCGCGCUGAUGACUGAAAUCGAACAGCAAAUGAACAACGUUGAACGAAUACUGAGCUAUGGUGAUCUUUCUCCGGAAGGACCUCCCCAACUGCCCUCGGACCCCAAUCCAUCCACUUCUUGGCCUGCUCAAGGCGCCAUAUCGUUCCACAACGUCAAUCUGAGAUACCGUUCCGAUCUACCUCUGGCACUUCGAGGAUUGUCUUUUGAUAUAAAACCAGGCGAAAAGAUUGGGGUCAUGGGCAGGACUGGGGCGGGAAAGAGCAGCAUUACCCAAGCCCUUUUCAGGACUGUGGAGAUCUCCGAUGGACGAAUUGACAUCGAUGGGAGGGACAUAAGAAACCUAGGGGUCGAUACUCUCCGACAACGCCUUUCCGUCAUUCCCCAAGAAGCCUUCGUUUUCGGUGGUACUGUACGGGACAAUAUCGAUCCUACAGGUACAAGAUCAGACGCAGAACUGAGCGACAGUAUCAAUAUCGUCUGCGUGAAUGCUUCCGACAAGUUGAAGAGCAAAUUCCGACUCGAUGCGGUAGUCAAAGAUGGAGGCUCCAAUUUCAGUACGGGAGAGAAACAACUUUUGGCAUUGGUGAGGGCUUUGAACAGACAUAGCAAAAUCCUCGUGCUCGGUGAAGCUACAUCGUCAGUGGACUUUGAGACAGAUGCUUUGAUCCGAAGCAUCAUCAACAAGCAUUUCGCAGGCGUCACCGUCAUCUCCAUCGCACACAGGAUCCAGACCGUUGCAUACUGCGAUAGGAUCAUGGUGAUGGACGCAGGGGCGAUGGCAGAGUUUGACUCUCCACUUCAGCUGUACGACAGGUCGGUUUCCAUCUUCCGCAAAUUGUGUGAUAAGGGUGGACUGGCCCGUACCGAUUUGGUAGAGCUGAGAUCGGAAUCAGGGAUGACUGAAGAAGCGGCCCAUGCGGCCGAUCCGCUGAGACUAUGA
Messenger RNA from Cryptococcus amylolentus CBS 6039, 3402 nucleotides. RefSeq lists its product as hypothetical. Gene Ontology annotation, molecular function: ATP hydrolysis activity; ABC-type transporter activity; ATP binding. Gene Ontology annotation, biological process: transmembrane transport. Gene Ontology annotation, cellular component: membrane. The record is from RefSeq and is a predicted model, not a curated record. Bases 1 to 3402 code for a protein of 1133 amino acids. Lineage: Eukaryota; Fungi; Basidiomycota; Tremellomycetes; Tremellales; Cryptococcaceae. The transcript is spliced from 23 exons.